GGUACUUCUCACAAAGACUUUCGUCUAAUAUUUCUUGUUUUCCCGCUGUUUCUUGUGCCCUAACUACGAAUUCCAGGACAUAUAUAAUAGCUAGAGAACAUUCUUGCAGCUUGAUACUGACGUAGCUAGUGUAUUAGUCUUGAGGCGUGCAGUGAGAUUGUUUGGUCAGGACAAACACCGGGGAAACCCUUAGUAUUUGUCAGAUUUCUAUUGUUUUAUCUCGGGCCGAGGACUUUUUCGGCAAAUUUCCGACCACGCCGCCGCUGCCACCGACGACGACGAGGAGCUCAACUUGUAGAAGCCAGUCUCCCUUGAACCUAUCUUCAUCCUGCCACGUCUCCAUGUCAUGCCCCGCAACCCGAAUCUGGGUACCUCGACCCUUCGAAACCGCAAUCGAGUUACCAACAAGACACGCCUUAAGGUCAUCCAAGGCAGCAUCGAUGCAGACCCUCUCGUGGUCGACGAGGACGAGGAAAAGGCCAGGAUCAUUAGCACUGCUGGCGUGGACGCUGAGGACGCCAAUGAGCACCACUUGCAGGCGGUACUGUCCGCUGCGUCCCACAGACACCAGUCAGUGGGUCGUUCAACACGUGGCGAGAAGGCUGUCGCACCCGCCGCAUACAUUCCCACACCAGACUCCACUGGUAUCGUCGACAACUAUGACGAGUUAUAUCCUUCGCAGCGGUGGGAAGACCCAGGCGCAUACAUCAGAUCCUCAGAGACUGUCGAUGAGGCAGUCUCAAAUGCGCUCAUUGAUGCGUUCACGUACUACAUGGAUGAGCGUGAUAAGGAGUGGCUCGAUAGAAACAACGAGGAGGCGCGUGGUGAAGGCACAAGUGCCCAGGGUGCUCUUUCGGCCGCUGGCACAACGACACGCUCCGGCCUAUCCCAACGAAGUGCUAAGGCGAAAGGCAAGGAGCCUGAGCCAUCACAACCUCUUGCUAUUACGGAAGACGAGUUCGAACUUGUAAUGGGUAUCUUUGAGAAGGUUACCCAUGACACGACGGAGUUCUUGCACCAUGGCCUCGAGUCUGGCAUGGCGUUUCCUCCGUUCACGGACUAUCAAGACGCAUUUUCAUCCCCAUUACCACCCUCUAUGUUUGCUACAUUCACAGUGCCAAUGUGGAUACCGCAACCCGCACAACUUCUACGCUCAGCAAAAGUUAUUUAUCCUUACUGGCGCGAUCGCCGCAUCGAAAGAAAAGGCCAUCGAAUUAUACCCAAUUUAAAUUUCGAUGAGUCAGACGUGCUCAACGAGUCUUAUAUUUGCUUCCGCCGCCGCGAGAUCAAGGCUGUCAGGAAGACCCGUGCUUCGCAAGCAACAUCGUCCGAUAAGCUUUUACGUUUACAGAACGAGUUGAUGCAGGGUCUGGAGCUCGCCAAAACGCUGCUUUCCAGAGAAAAUCUCAAGCGUGAUUACACACAGCAGACACUCCAGGUUUGGGACAAGCGCUUUGAGUUCGCCGAGCUCAAGCGCAAAUUUCCCUCAUUGGGCACAAAGGAGGACGAAGAGCUUCUACUUGACAAAGAGAGAGUAGCGAAGAAGCCCAAGAUUGAACCCAAUCGUAUCACUGGACUCAAGAUACGUACGAGAGAAAGCGGAGACCCAGGUUCUCCCGCUGUCGCUGUCGAGGCAUCUAUCCGACCCAAGGAACGCCUUAGCCUCAUCAAUGCCGCUAUGGACCGUGACCUUGCGAGCCAAAAGGAACGUGACCACGGGUACGAAGAUGUGGUGGAGAAUCCAUACCAACGCCCAACGUUUUCCUUUCCGCGACGCCACUGGAAGGCAAUUUUUCCCUCCUCGCGCUCGUCAACACCAUCACCAAAUGUAGCAGACGAGGAACCAGAGUUCGUGCGUUAUGUCCGCCACCGUGUGACUCGUCUAGGCAACGCUACGAUUGAUCGUCGUGGCGCUUUCAUGCAACGUCUUGGAAUUCGUAGCGAUGAUUCUGCGUUCACGCGACGACGGCAAGCGUUCGCACGGCGCAUGGAUGCCAUCGCUUCCGAGGAUGACGAGGAAAUGUCAGCUCGAUUACGCGAGCGUUGGAGGUUUGAUAAAGAUGAUGAGCCCACCGUUGGACCUGAGGGUGCCGAUGAGCAAGAUCGCAUUCUCAUCGAUGACUAUGAUCCAAAGUAUCUCCGCCAUAUGAUGACAUUAUUGUCCGAUCAAGACCAUCAGGCCCUAACGACAGAUAACACCAUUGUCGUUACCGUGGACGGCCGCCAACACUCUGUCUCCCCAUACCGCCUUGGAGUGCAACCCCAGUACAGUAUUCGCCGCGAUCAACAUGGCGUACAGCGGGUAUAUCCCGGAGGUAUGCCGCUGUCGGCCACUCGUGCAGCCCCCGCGGGCAUCCCGAUGCCGAAUGGUGUACCGAUAUCCAUGCAAGCGCAUGUCAAAGCGAUGCAACCGCCGUCUGCCAUCCCGCAAAUGCGCAUCUCAUCAAACGGUGGCAUGCGUCCUCCGGUUGUUGGGAAUAUUGCAUCCCCAAGUGCGCCUGCUGUUGCGCAGCAGUCCUCCCCUCCUCGCGCCGCUUCCACGAACGGAGUCAACGGAAAUCACGCUGGCACUCCUACGCCAGAUGGUGACUCAGUCAGGCUGAUCGCCGCACCAAAUGGCAUCGCCGUUAAUAGCACCACGACCAUCAAUGGCACAGCACAUCAGUCGACAGACGUGCAAAUGUCUCCCCCUGCUGAACCUCCCCAGCCCAAUCAGGCUAACUCACCAGCACGUUCUAAGGCCGAGUCCCAGCACGUUCCGGUAUCCGUCCCUCUCAGUAGUUACCACAUCCCCAUGAACGGUUAUACCACCCUGCCUAAUGGCGCUGUUAUGCAGAUGCAGCGACCGCCAAAUGGCUUCACCAUGCAGCAAACCAUGCAGCAAAUGCAAUCCUUCAAGAUGGCGCUACAGAGCGCGGAGGGACGCCCAGCGCAAGUUCCGUACCAAGGGCACCUCGUGCCUAAUGGCACGCACUUCAAUGUGCAGCUGGCGGGUGGUGCCAACCUUAACAUCAAACUUCCUCAGGGACGGCAAUGGCCAGGCGUAGUGUCACCUCAUCAGCAGCCCGCACAGCUUAACGAGGGGUCGCCAAGCCCUCAUGUUACGCCAGGCAACCUACCUACGCGUACGCCGUCUGCUAAUGGUAUGCGGACCGCGAACCGUGCUGGGAGCAUCAAUGUUCCUCCGCAGGUAGGUCAACUGCUACCAAACCAGUAUGUGAUGUCGCCCCACAUGCAGCACAACAGCCCAUCUCCACUGCCAUCGUCCGUCCCGUUGCCGUCCCACCAGUCCCCCCCUCGCCCACCGCCCACACCAACCAUGAAAAUGGCUUCCCCGUCUUUGCAGCACCAGCAGGUAGUACAGAGUUCGCAAGGCGGAUAUUAGUACGUACCACUGGGCGUUUUGCAAUCGGGUCCAUGCGCGCGUAUUUCUCCGUGAUCCCUGACAUUACCAUUCCGUCUAUACUCUUUCCGCUCUGUUUUGGUUACAAUAUCACUCCGUUUUAUGUGCUUUCCAGUUAUGUAUUAUUUUCGCAAUUUGAGGCAUUUUCAGUCUUGCACUUA
Molecule: messenger RNA, 3564 nt
Organism: Suillus clintonianus
Lineage: Eukaryota; Fungi; Basidiomycota; Agaricomycetes; Boletales; Suillaceae
Product: enhancer of polycomb-like-domain-containing protein
Exons: 5
Coding region: 347-3385 (1012 amino acids)
Biological process (GO): regulation of transcription by RNA polymerase II
Cellular component (GO): piccolo histone acetyltransferase complex
Source: RefSeq, a predicted model, not a curated record